Messenger RNA from Podospora pseudopauciseta, 2171 nucleotides. RefSeq lists its product as uncharacterized. The record is from RefSeq and is a predicted model, not a curated record. The transcript is spliced from 5 exons. Lineage: Eukaryota; Fungi; Ascomycota; Sordariomycetes; Sordariales; Podosporaceae. Gene Ontology annotation, cellular component: nucleus; cytoplasm. The coding region runs from base 578 to 1909 and encodes 443 amino acids.
GCUCUCUCUGAUUGGCUUGGGCAGCCGCUGAGCCAUCCACUGUGGCUUGCCAGGAACCCCAGUCGGGCCUGUGAUCGAUCUCCUUGCUAAGACCGGCCCCGCCAUUGAAGCUCCCCUCUGUUCCCCCACCACAACUGACGUCGCGGACAGGGCCUGCACGUCCGUCCAGAGGCUGAAUUCCAAUCUAGACCUUUACUCUUGCAAGCGAAUAAACACCACAUGGGCGCAGUUGCAUCAAAUUCACCCAUUCUCGUAUGACCGAAUACGAUAAUUGACUCUCUCUCUGAUAUCCUUGUUCACCUCGUAGCCGAAAGAAGUGCUGCCAGUCGUGCGGCGCAAAGAAGUGGCCGGUUGGUCAAGAGCAAGGUUGGCCACUGCAGGAGAUCAAGCUCCUCCAGAUCCCGGUGGGUUUUCCAGCAAGAGCUGUUUCCUCGCGAGCUUUGCCACUGACCAUCCGUUGCCCACUGUCAGCUGGGAAUACAUAUAAGCCAUCAUCGGCCCUUUUUCUCUUUUGUUUGUACCGGCCAGUCCACCUAGUCUUCAUCAACACCUUUUCUCAGUUCACCUUGCACCCAAGAUGGAGACCCCAGCGAUUCCCAUGCCCAACGAUGCGCGGGAGCAGGAGAUUCUGCAGAAGCUCACGGCUAUCCGGGAUCAACUGCUGCUCCUAAAGAUGGACCGAACAAAGUACAUUCGGAGCCAAGAUGUCAUGGUGCAUUACCAGGAACUGGUGGAACAAGUCAAGCUGCUGAACGAGGUCCGAAAAGGGGCACAUCCAGGGGAGAACAGACUCGACAAGGUGCUCGAGAGCUGUUUCCAACUCAUCUCCCUUUUCUUUAUGACGAUUGGGCGAACGACCGACGUUCCCGCCGCCUAUGCCCUGACCUCGACUGUGAAGCGACUCCUCGAUCAUCUCACAGAAGCUGGUCUCUUCUCGCCAAAAGAUCUCGACAGCCUUUCGGAUACAUUGGGAAGGUUGGAUGGGAUCUUGAAGAACGCGAACGCACAACAUUCACCAUACCUGGUCGAACUCCUUUCCAAACGCGAAGAGCUAUGCAAGACGAUGCUUACAAAGUUGCGGGAAAAGCUGGACGAGCUGGAUAAACCUUUGCAGGCCAUCUAUGAGAGGUUAAUAUCUAUCAUGAGAUCAAUGUCGCUUGCCAACACCAAGACAAAGUUCGCCACAUCCGAAGUCCAGAAGCUGCAAGCAAAGCUCAAGGAGAUUGAAGAGUCCAGAGUGGAUGGCAAGUUUGUUGAUGAAGAAGGGAACGAAAUCCGUGGCAGCGACCUAGUCUCAGCACUUCUGGUGAGGUGUUUGAGGUGGUCAGAUAUCGUGUUGGAGAGAAAGGGGCAAAUACCUGAAGCUUUCAGAACAAGAUACGAGAUUCUCACCGGUGUGCGCAACGAUCUUGAAAAGCUUUCCAUCACGCAAGCCUGGUCCCUCCGAGAAACCGAUUUGUACGAUUUCCAACGAGAGCUCGACAAGAUUGACGAGAGUAGGGUGGACGGGAACUGGGUCGACGACGAGGGCAACCCUGCCGAACUGUACGUUCAACGAACGCUGCUUUACCUCAUCAGACGCAGCUACGGCUACAUUUAUUAUCUGAUGAACUCGUCUGAGCCAGUGUCAGAGGCUUUGUUACCGGUGUACAACCAGUUGCAGACAUUGAAGAGGUGUCUGGUGGAGGUCAAAAACUCGGGAGGCGUGAGCUCGGCUAGGGAGUUAUAUCCUUAUAGCAUGAAGCUCAAUUCAAUCGACAACAUGCGCGUCGAUGGCAAGUUCAUGGUUGGCAACGACAUUCCAGAGGGACAGGGAAGUGUCAGUGAGCUGCUGGCUGAGUGCUUUGACCUCAGCUACGAGCUCAGGGUGGCCGCGGAAGAACUAGAAGAUGGCAGUACUGAUAGCUAGCUGGCCAUGUUCCUUUCGGUUGUAUGAUAUUUCGGGUUUUUGGAAGCAUGGUUUUGCGCCAAGAUAUGUUGCUGAUGGCGUUAUGAACGAGUUGAUGACAAUAAUUGGGUGCAAUCGUACCCGAAGCUGAUUUUAGAGCACUGCUAUUAUGGCGUGCCAUAAUGGAUUUUGAGGUUUGACAGGAACAGCCGCCAUAGUUUUUACUUUGGGUUAUUUGAAGAGUUUCCUAGCGAGCUCGGGAUUGUAGUUAGACCAUUGGUCC